Molecule: messenger RNA, 723 nt
Organism: Coniophora puteana RWD-64-598 SS2
Lineage: Eukaryota; Fungi; Basidiomycota; Agaricomycetes; Boletales; Coniophoraceae
Exons: 5
Coding region: 1-723 (240 amino acids)
Source: RefSeq, a predicted model, not a curated record
AUGUCGAUUCCCCGGCUAGUCAAUGAAGACACUCUUUGGCGAUCGCACUUCAAUCGCGAGUGCCAAAGGCUUUUGAAGGAUUUUCCUUUUCUACUCGAGGGUAUAUUCAAUCCAUGCGAGAGGGACAUCGUAAAGGAUGCUGUCAUUGAGGUGCUGAAAAAUCCGUGCCUCCACUGGCUUAGAGACCUUGAAGACUGCUGGCCCGUGGAUGCGAUGCUCAAGAGAAUAGUGUCUAAGCGAUCUUCAGUCUUAGCACAUGUACUUCAGCGCAGGAGGGGGGAGCACAUGGAGCAAGUCCGACAUAAACAAGUACGUUUCGAUUGUGCAUCGCACUCGAGGAUUCAUGGAUGCUUCACCAAUGACGAUGGAGAAGACGAGGUCGAGCGCGGUGAGGACGCGAGCGACCUUGCGAGCGAUGCAACAUCAGAGCGGCCUUGUAGCGACACAAGCGCUAAGCCCGACCACCAAGCCGUGUUAGCUUUCCUUCGAUCCUGCCCCGGAAAUCUGGGUGCACUACUUCCGAAUUUUCUGGAGAGUGGCAUUGUCAACCGUCACAAGGUCAGCAUGCUCCUGAGCCUUCCUGCGGCAGAACGCGAACAUUGGCUCGACAAGCGCAGGGAGGCCCUAGGGAUGUCCCACUUAGAAGUUGCCGCACUUCAAGCGAAGUGCAAUCAAGAGCAGUCACGGGUGGCAACGCGCCAUCUCUGGGUGGACUUACCUUAG